This is a messenger RNA of Verticillium nonalfalfae, 4902 nucleotides long. RefSeq lists its product as uncharacterized. The transcript has 7 exons. The record is from RefSeq and is a predicted model, not a curated record. Bases 1 to 4902 code for a protein of 1633 amino acids. Gene Ontology annotation, molecular function: diphosphoinositol pentakisphosphate kinase activity; 5-diphosphoinositol pentakisphosphate 1-kinase activity; inositol hexakisphosphate kinase activity. Gene Ontology annotation, cellular component: cytosol. Gene Ontology annotation, biological process: inositol phosphate biosynthetic process; inositol metabolic process. Lineage: Eukaryota; Fungi; Ascomycota; Sordariomycetes; Glomerellales; Plectosphaerellaceae.
AUGCUCUUUCAACCGCUUCUAGAGGGCCGGGCUGUGAACUGGGCCCCAUAUUCGGCGGGCCGUGAACAAUUCUUCAAGCCUGUCCCAGUUGCAAACCACAUCCACACCUGCAUCCCCACCCCGGACGCUCUCGACUCUUGCAAGCUCCCUUACCACAUCGUCGUCAGUAUUGACCUCGGCCUCUUCUGCGACGUUGGCCUCGUCUGCGGGUGCACCAUCGACCUCGUCGACUUCGACCACCCCGACGCCGACACAAGCUGCCACAACGCCGGUGCAACGCCCUCGCGACCGCUCCAAACGCUCUGCCUCUCUUUCCCACACCCUCUCGUCCUUCGCUUCGGGUACAGCUACAGCCCUCAGCAGGAAAAGCCGUCACGCCGAGCCAGGAACCACAGACGCACACGCAGAUCCUGCCAGUCUAUCUAUGCCGCCCCCGCCUCCUCCCUCACAAGCGUCCGCCGCCGCGAUUCCAACAAGUCUGUCGAAGCCGGGAUCGACUCCGAAUCCUUUGCGAGCGACAUAGUCCAGAAGAGCCCCAACCCAGACCUUGAUGUGACGCGGUCCGGACUUGGCAUAUCUUCCUCGACUUCGACAUUCCAGCCCGACCGGCCCCUCACGACGAGAUCGUCCUUCACCGACUCCGACAUUAAGCGCGCCUCCAUAUCAUCAGUGUAUUCUCUUGCCUCUGCCCGCGGCGUCGCCCCGAGCUCUGCUGCAUCUGCCGCCGGAUCCGAGACGGGUGCCGCCCCUAGGUCAGUCUCCGGCAUCAUGUCUUCUGGCAAGCCAGUCGCUGGCUCUGUGCCUCCAAACCCAGAACUGUCCAACGUUACCGUUAUGACAUCCUCUACAAACCAGCACCUAGCCCCCCGCGAAACCCUUGAUGUCAUGAAGCGCACACCAGCCCCAGUCCGCACCGACUCGACCAUCAGAUCGCAACCAACUAGGUCCAGGAGCCGGGCCAAGAGAAGGUUCAGCGGGAGCACAGCGGCCAGCAGCCACAGCCCAAGCAGUGAUAGGGGCCCGUAUCACAAAGAAAGAGAAGAGGCCAAGCCCGCGCCGUGGGGUGUUAUCGGCAUCUGUGCCUUGGACGUGAAGGCGAGAAGCAAGCCCAGCCGGAACAUCCUGAACCGCUUGAUCGCCAAUAGGGAAUUCGAUGUUGUUGUGUUCGGCGACAAGGUCAUCCUUGACGAAGACUUCGAAAACUGGCCCAUGUGUGACUAUCUCAUCUCGUUCUACUCCGAUGGUUUCCCCCUCGAUAAGGCCAUCUCAUACGUUAAGGCCAGGAAACCGUUCUGUGUCAAUGAUUUACCAAUGCAGAAACUCUUGUGGGACCGCCGCCUUUGUUUGCACUUACUUGACAGUAUCGGAGUUCCAACGCCCAAGCGACUCGAGGUCAAUCGGGAUGGUGGUCCCAGUAUGUUAACGCCCGACAUUGCGAAAUACAUCAAGGACGUCUCUGGCGUUGAUUUUGAUCCCGACGAGCCUCGUUGGAGAUGCGCGCCCCACAAGGUUGAGCUCCUCGACGACGAUGACAUACUUAGCGUCGACGGUGCUCUCCUCAAAAAGCCCUUUGUUGAGAAGCCAGUCAGCGGUGAAGACCAUAACAUCAUCAUCUACUUCCCCAAAUCAAGUGGUGGAGGAGCACGGAGACUGUUCCGCAAAAUCGGCAACAAGAGUUCAGAGUACGACCCGGAACUGAACGUUCCGCGCGCCAUUCUUGAACCGGAGAACAGCUACUUGUACGAAAAGUUCAUGCGAGUUGAGAACGCCGAGGAUGUCAAGGCCUACACAGUGGGACCCAACUAUUGUCAUGCCGAAACCAGGAAGUCUCCCGUUGUUGACGGCGUCGUCCGACGCAAUACUCAUGGAAAGGAGGUACGUUAUGUCACUGCGCUCAACCCUGAAGAAAGGGAAAUCGCCAGCAAAAUUUCAACAUCCUUCGGUCAACGGGUCUGUGGGUUUGACUUCCUGCGAGCCGAUGACAAGAGCUACGUUAUCGAUGUCAACGGUUGGAGUUUUGUCAAGGACAAUGAUGACUACUACGAGCAAUCUGCGAAGAUCCUCAAAGAUUUGUUUGUCAAGGAGAGAUUACGAAGAGGCGGUGUGACGCCUCCCAUGCCUUCACCCGCUGUCUCGGAUGUGAUCGACCCACUGGCUCUGCGAGGCAAAGAGAAGGAGAAUGGCCAAGCGUCCGUUGCUGCGCUGCCCAUUACGAAGUCAACUGGGCAGCUGCCCGCCAGUCAGUCGGCGGAAAAGGGGUUGCUGGAGCCCAAGACUGACGAACUCCGCCCCCCCCCGUCAACGUUGACCACCAAGUCAGAGACUGCGGCAACCUCGGGCGCCAUGAGCCUUGGCUCGAGUCCCUCGUCCCUGCCGCCACCGCCACCCCUUGUUGAGACGGGCCCUGGCAGUGUGCCGUCGGCGACACCAUCAGCACUAGCUUCCGCUGCUGCCUCCUUGAAGGGUGAUACUGCACCCGAGCCAGAAGAGGCACCGGCUCCUCCUCCACCACCACCACCGAAACAUUCUUGGAAGCUCAAGGGCAUCGUUUCUGUUAUCCGACAUGCAGACCGCACCCCCAAGCAGAAGUACAAGUUCACGUUCCACACGGCACCUUUCAUUGAAUUGCUCAAGGGCCAUCAGGAAGAGGUUCUCCUGAUAGGAGAAGCAGCCUUGGCUAGCGUCAUCCACGCAGUGGAUGUUGCAGUGACCCAAGGCAUUGAGGACCCGAACAAGCUCAAGUCGCUGCGAAAUGCGUUGGUCAAGAAGGGCGGCUGGGCAGGAACCAAGGUUCAGAUCAAGCCCAUGUUCCGCAAGAAGGCCACCGAUGAAGUUGUGCCUCCGGAAGAGGUUGCCCAGAUUCUCAAGGAGGGUGUGGAAGCCAAGUUCCCUGAGAAGGCGGAUGAAAGUCAAUCCAAGACCGAUCCAGCAACGAGAACAACGCCCAAACGCCACGACUCACUCUCAGGGGUCACCAUGUCCCGCAUUACGGCCGCAGAGGAAAGUCUGGUCCUGGACAAGCUCCAGCUUAUUGUCAAGUGGGGCGGCGAGCCCACGCACUCCGCCAGGUAUCAGGCACAGGAACUGGGCGAAAAUAUGCGCAAUGAUUUCAUGCUGCUAAACCGCGACGUACUGGACGAGGUCCAUGUGUACAGCAGCUCAGAGCGACGGGUGACGACCAGCGCGCAGAUCUGGACUUCUUCGUUCCUGGGACGAAAGGAUCUCCCUGAUGACUUCAUUACGAUUCGCAAAGACCUUUUGGAUGACUCGAACGCAGCCAAGGACGAAAUGGACAAGGUCAAGAAGAAGCUCAAGGGUCUACUACGUAAGGGAAACGAGCGGCCAUCGCAAUUUGCCUGGCCGGACAAGAUGCCUGAGCCCUCCGAGGUUCAGACGCGGGUCGUUCAGCUGAUGAACUUCCAUCGGCGCGUGAUGCAGCACAAUUUUGGCAAACUGUAUAGUGGGGCCGUCAACUCUCUCAAUGCCAUAUCCAACCCUAGCAUAGACAAGAGCCAGCCAGGUGAGUCGUCGGCUGGCUCCAUGUCGUCCGCCCUGUCCCAGGCCAAUGGGAUUAACAACAUACAAGCCCGCUGGUGUUGCGGUGAAGAUGCAGAGCUCUUCAGAGAACGCUGGGAGAAGCUCUUCCAAGAGUUUUGUGAUGGGGAGAAGGUUGAUCCUAGCAAAAUCUCAGAGCUCUACGAUACCAUGAAGUUUGACGCCUUGCACAACCGUCAGUUUCUCGAGUGGGUUUUCACGCCACCAAAGCAAAUGCUCGAGGAGGAGUACGGUAUCAAGGACAACAAAGACAGCAAAGAGAGCAGCUUCAAAGAAGGCAGUAUCAAGGAGGGCAAGGAAGGCAGAUCUGCUGGCAAGGAAUCGGAAGAAGCCAAAGUAUCGCAAGACUCGCGAGAGGAUAGACGGGAUAUACUGGACAAAUCUGACAAGACCGCCGAAGGCAACAAGAGCUCGAGUUCAGUUCGUCGCAUCUUCCGUCGACGAUCCUUCCUCAAUGGCCUACGUCAUGUCGGCGAGGGCGCCCCGCCGGAACAGUACUUCCACCUAUACAAAGGCAACACACAAUCCAAAGCCAAGACGGACGCCAGGUUUGAGCCGCUGCGGGAGUUGUACCAGUUGGCCAAGAUGCUGUUUGACUUCAUCUGCCCGCAGGAGUACGGCAUCUCCGAUACAGAGAAGCUCGAGAUUGGUCUUUUGACGUCGCUACCCCUCUUGAAGGAGAUUGUUCAGGACCUCGAGGAGAUGCAAGCCUCCAAUGAUGCCAAGUCUUUCUUCUACUUCACCAAGGAGUCUCACAUUUACACGUUACUCAACACCAUUCUGGAGGGUGGCCUUGAGACGAAGAUCAAGCGGAGCACCAUCCCUGAACUGGACUAUCUCUCGCAGAUUUGCUUCGAGCUCUACGAAUCAGAGACAAAGUUGCCAGCUGAUGUGGCCACCCGCGGCGAUGAGGCUACCUUUGCGUACAGCAUCAGGAUCACGAUCAGCCCUGGCUGCCACGUAUACGAUCCUCUCGAUGUUCAGCUCGACAGCAAGCACUCCAUCAGCUGCGCCCCUCGACGAAGCUUGACCUUGCAUGCCGAUUGGAUGGAGGUGAUCCGCACCUUGCGUGCCAAGUUCAACCAGGUGAAAUUGCCCAAGACUUUCCUGGCUAUCAACCUGUCUGAUCUCUUCUCAUAUGAUGAGCAAGAGAAGAAAGACGUCGAUUCGGACGGGCUGGAAAUGAAGAGCCUCGCACGCCAAUCUGCUCCCAAGACCGUCCCGGGAGAGGCCGGCGAUGUGUCUGGCCUAAGCGAUAUCACCGCGGGUGAUGUGCUCGAGAGCAGCACGGAGCUAGCGAUGACACCGAACGCAGGACAUGGCCAGCCGUCCGAGCCAUCGCUAUAA